Molecule: messenger RNA, 601 nt
Organism: Cuscuta epithymum
Lineage: Eukaryota; Viridiplantae; Streptophyta; Magnoliopsida; Solanales; Convolvulaceae
Source: the annotation of a GenBank genome assembly
UGAAAACAAAAAACAAAAAAUGCAAAGUGAUCAGAAAACUUCUGAGGAAGCAGACAAUGAAAUUUGGAGUCAGGAAAACUCACAAUUCAUUAGAGAAUUGGUUAUGAAUGCCGAAAUGACUGAAAGACUAAUGCUUGGAAAAGGAACCUUGCAAGAGGACAAGGAAACAGAAGAUAAGGAGACAGAAGAUAUUCAAAGCAAAGUGCAGAAAACAUCUACAAAAACUCAAAGGACAAAAAGAAGAGCCAAAUCUCCAGAUAGAUACACACCAGCGGGGCAGAGUGCUGAUGCAAAAAGAAGAAGAAAAGAAAGAGCAAAAAGAGUGGCAGAAGAAGAAUUCUUACCACCAUGUAAAGAGAUGUAUGGGCCGUUCUCAGAAGACCCAACAGACGCUAUUGAUCAAGAGGAAGUGAAUAAAUUCACAGAAUACUUGAAGAUUGGGCUGAUGAAAAAACCAAAGAAGGAACACAACGUGAUUAGAAGAUACAAGGCCGACUACGAGAUAAUGUCCAGUAAUCCUUUGAUUUUGGACACCAUGAAGAUAGAGUCAAAAACAUGGUUGCAUGAUCUGUUUGUAAACCACCAAUGGCUGUCUGACAAG